This is a messenger RNA of Stylonychia lemnae, 1143 nucleotides long. Lineage: Eukaryota; Ciliophora; Spirotrichea; Sporadotrichida; Oxytrichidae. The record is from the annotation of a GenBank genome assembly.
AUGCAAGAGCAAUUCUAAAAAUCGACAGUUGUUGUAGCGUAGAAGUAAAACGAAUUUAGAGGAGUUAGCUCAAUUGUCAAUCAUAAGCCAAAUUAAAAAUCAGAAUUUUAAGACAGGUUUAAGGGAAAGACAUCUCUAAUGAAUAAAGAGGGUCACAUUGGAAUAGUUUAAAAUACCUAGAAACCUAUUGCAAAAGGAGGAGCGAUUCAGCCAAUUCUUAAAAGAAGCGAAACACUAGAUCAUUCUUACAGUUCAUCUACAAUUGGAACUAUCUAAUCAAACGAUAACAAUGGUGCCAACAUGUCUAAUGCUAAUUAUUUCAGGAAAUAAGAAGCGAAUAACAGAUACGAUCAUUCUGGAAACGUAACAAGAAGCAUGAUUCUAAAUACCUAUGAUAACGGAUAUGAAAAGGCCAGUAGUCCUUUGAUGAGAGUAGGGAGUACAAUUACUACUCAAAUUAGUUCACCUGGUUAAGCUGGGCUAUUUAAUGGAGUUAGCAAUGAUUAAAUGCAAAUGAAUAAUGGCAAUAUGGUUCAAGGAGACAUUAAUCAAUAUGGAUACAAUUAGCCAGUUUACAGUCCUAUGGCAUUAUAAAAUUACAAUAAUGUUGCUGCUGCAUCAUUUUAUUCGCACUAACCGUUUGGUUAGCAACCAGGAUUCAUGAAUAGUUUUGGAGGCAAUAUGGGAAUGAUAAGAAAUCCAAUGGAUCAAAUGGGCUAUGGAUCUUAUACAAUGAAUUUCAAUAGAAAUCAAAUGCAACCGACUUUCUACUCCGAACAGGCUUUUUAGCAAUAACCAUUGCUAUCUUUUAGAAAUAAUCAAUAACAACAAGCAAACUAUAUGCCUCAAAUAAAUAAUAAUGUUUCAAAGUACCAAGAAUUUGUAAAUUAAGUAAACAAAUAAAAGCUAGAUACUAUAAACCAAACUAAUGGACUCAUGAAUCUAUAAAAUAAUCGGUCCUCUCCAUAAAAUCGAAUAACAAGGACAUAAACCAUAGAAAAUUCUCCUUCAGAGUAACUUUAAUUGCACUAGAUGUCCUAAUAAUAGCCCGUUCGCAAUAAACCUAAUAAGGGUUCCGUUAGAGUUACAAGAAGUAUAGAAGUGUCUACUUUAAAAAGAAGCCCUUAGUAAGUACCGGCAUGA